This is a messenger RNA of Penicillium macrosclerotiorum, 2703 nucleotides long. RefSeq lists its product as uncharacterized. The transcript has a single exon. The record is from RefSeq and is a predicted model, not a curated record. The coding region runs from base 1 to 2703 and encodes 900 amino acids. Lineage: Eukaryota; Fungi; Ascomycota; Eurotiomycetes; Eurotiales; Aspergillaceae.
AUGGGCGCAUCGGUGGAUUCACCAGAGCGACCGCUCCUCAGGUCCCACAAGGCGCUCCCGCGGAGGGGCAUCGUGGUUCCCAACGUCAACGUUGCCCAACCGGUCUCGCCGGAUCAAAAGGGCACGGUCACCGCGGCGCCAGCUCCUCCAUUGACUCCACCCGGCGCGAUCCAGGAAAACAGCAUGGAGGAGGAACGGACGCCGCGAAAACGGGAUGCAUCCGUCUCGGACUCUCAAACGACAGGCAUGUUGACACCGCGCCGACCCUCGAAACCUCCGACCCCCGACGUGACACCGCCUCGCACAACCGCCACGAUCCGACCGACUCUCAAUCAGUUCGGAUAUUUCUCCUCGUCAUCGCGGGCCGAAUCCUUCCAAACCGCCUGCGAGAGUAUCCCAUCCGAUGGCGACAUGGACACACCCGUGCAAUCCCCUCCCCGGACCGUGUCAGCCGUGCCGCAGAGGAUGGCGCCGGAGAGGGUCAGGCACAGGGUACCUUUUGCGUCGCAAAAGGUACCAGCGACGACUGAACUUCGCUCCAACCCGACGGGGAUUGAAGACACUGCGCCCAAAUCAUCCCCACCCUCUGCUUCACAACCACACAGUGAAACGGACUAUGAAACCGGCUUCGAGUCCUUCGAUGGGGACUGGGUAUCCAGCCAGAACCAUGGGUCCCCGACCCCGAUGCCGGGAAAACGGAGGCGAGCACAGACGCAGCAGCAGAAAGACCAAACAUCCAACCCAAACGGAGAGGUAGAUGCAGAUGUCGAGGACACACUGGACAUAGUGCAUCUGGAUGCCUCCCUGAUGCGCGAGAAGAAUUUGCGGGACCGAGUGCAGAACAAGCCUGAAAUAGCGUCCAGUCCAUCCAUGGAGCGGUUUCGCGAAACAAUUGGAUGGCCCACCCACGAUGUGCGCUUACAGCUCGAUGAGCCAGAAUCGCGGCGAUUGUCCGGGAUUUCGUCCACUUCGACCGUAUCAGCGAUGAUCAUCGAUUCGCCGCAACAAGCCCAGCGUUUACUGCGUCACACGGAGAAGAGGAGCUCGCUCCGAUCUGUCAGCUCCCCGGUUCCCAAAUCGGAACGUCUUUCCAUGACAUCAACAUCGGAUUCCCAGCACCGUCUCGUCCACAAGGCCGCUCGAAUCUCCGAACAAGAUCGUCGAAGCAUCUCGUCGGAUGUCUCAUUUUCGACCAAAACAACUACGAGUGCGCCUCAUCCCUCAACUGAAAUCAUUCCGGUGGUGGUGAUACCAGAGCGACGUUCAUCCCUGAAAUCUGGUCCCAGUAGCCAGGUUUCAUCUCAACCUGGUUCUCAGCGGUCUGGUCGACGGCCUCCUCCCGUGUCAUCGGAUGGCUCUGUCAAUGUGCCGCGGCAAAGGACACGAACUAUGUCUGACGCGGCCUCUGCACGUUCCCGAGACCUGGAUUCAAGAGGUCGCCCUGCUAUGGGCAGGCCUCCGAUCCCCACGCGAAGCUCUUCGCUUUCUGCGCCAACAAGUCGUAAUAAUUCGCGCACCACUUCGCUUACAUCGGAAAGCCUGCGGAGCCACACGUUGGCGAUGGAUCUGGAGAUGAAAAAGCGUCGUGACCAGCAGCCUGUCUCACCACCUCGUCAAAAUAUACUCGGCCCCAAUGAAAAUUUGAACAGCAACGGCCACCGCAGAACUCUACUGGAGGCUCCUCAUCUUCCCGCUGUGAUGGUCAGCUCCACAGAGGACAUGACGACGUUGCGACCACCUUCAUUACCUUAUACCCAGUGGUCGAUCCCGUCGUCAUCCCCCGGUCCAAUUGAGAUUCACGAGGCCACGGCAGUGAGUCUGUAUCCACAUAACAACCGAUCGCUGCUUUUGGUUGAUCAACAGACAUCUGUCGAGACACAAAUGCUGCGCGCUUUUCGUAGGGAUCGACAAGACCAGGACGCGAACCCUCAGACGCCUGACAAUCCGACCCACCCCACAUCUGCCUUGCCCGCCCAUUCUCCAUUGAGAAAUCCGCGCACGCCGCCCAAGCCUCCGAUUUCUAAACCCCUUCCAGCACUUCCUUUGGCAGCUGAGAAUUCUAAUGCCAGCCAGGAGAAUGGAGGUCGUCUGGGUCGUCGCUGGAACACCGUCCGCCGCACCUUUGGCCCUCGCCCGCGAUCAGAUUCCUUCAACACCAUCGCCCGCUCUCUCUCCGUGCGCUCAGCGAAGAACCGCAAGGCAGGCAUAGAAAUGGACAGUCGCCUCCAUCCCUUCUGGCGCCCGCGCGAAUUCUGGGAAAACAUUCCAGGAUCCCCAAAGAAAGAACGUCCAAUCAACCACGCUCCACUGGAGCGCGGCGUCAUAAAUAACUCACUCGGUCUUCCCCAGGCCCGACUUGUCUUCGACAUUCCACCCCCUCUGGACCGACGCAGUCCCGAAAUGAAACGAUUUUUCGACGGCAUUUCUACCUCCGCCCAUUACCACGGCAGCCGCGGCAGUCUAGUCGAUCCGCACACCAUUCUGCGCACUGGUACUCCGCUGUAUCAGAGUCGCUAUCGCUUCUUGUCGCGAUGGGGUCUUCGCCUGCGUCCUCUGUCGCUGCGCAACGUGCGUGCCCGUAUCCGCCGAAUGCGGCAGCGCCGUGAAGACCGCAGACAAGCAGCGCGCCGGGCCUCUCUUAAGCAACGUAUUGGUGGCCCGGUUUACCUAGCAUCUAGCGCCAGCAAUGGUGCUGUGCGGUAA